This is a messenger RNA of Haliotis rufescens (red abalone), 7437 nucleotides long. RefSeq names its product OTU domain-containing protein 5-B-like. The record is from RefSeq and is a predicted model, not a curated record. The transcript is spliced from 9 exons. Gene Ontology annotation, biological process: protein deubiquitination. Bases 151 to 1803 code for a protein of 550 amino acids. Lineage: Eukaryota; Metazoa; Mollusca; Gastropoda; Lepetellida; Haliotidae. Gene Ontology annotation, molecular function: cysteine-type deubiquitinase activity; K63-linked deubiquitinase activity.
GUGUGGACGCCAUUUUAGGUGUGGAGUUGUCGUUUAUGUUUCACAAAUGAACAAUAUUUGAAGGAUAUCGGUAAAUGCCAACUUUACACAUAGACCAGGCAGGCACUGCUUUUAUCAGAGAAACGUCUUUGGUGUUUUUCAAGCGAUAAGAUGACUAUUCUGCCAAAGAAGAAACAGUCAAAAGAUAAGUCUGAUACGGAAACAACCGACCAUUCGCAUACAGCAACACACAACCAUUCUCACAGCCACAACCAUUCACAUUCUCACUACCAUCACGCUAACUCCAGUGAAACAAGACACGAGAAAGGUGCUAGAGGAAGAACUUCACCUACAAGAUGGCUUCCUUCAACGUCAAGGGAAGAAAAAGUUCCAACUCACGAUCCUGGUGGUGGGACAUUCGAGAACCAUGAAAGUUCGUCGUUGACAUCGUCGCAUAAUAAACGGCGUCAUCGGUCGUCGCCACACAGGACUGUCAGGAAGCACAGGGGUCAUUCCGCGAAUGUACCCCCUCUGUCCCCACACAGUCCAACUGAAGGACCCUCCCAGGAAUGUGAGGACCCGUACAAUAGUGAAGAUGAACACAGUCCACCCACUUUGCCGGAGGACAUCAAGGAGCUGGAGAGAUGGUUUGAAAAUGCUAUGAAGGAAAAGAAAGGAUUUCUUAUAAAGAAGAUGAAGGAGGAUGGUGCUUGUUUAUUCAGGGCAGUCGCGGACCAGGUUUAUGGAGACCAGGAGAUGCAUUCUUGUCUACGCAAACACUGUAUAGAUUAUAUGAAAAAAAAUGCUGAGUUCUUUUCUCAGUAUGUUACUGAAGACUUUACAACAUACUUGAACAGAAAGAGGAUAGAAAGUUGCCAUGGCAACCACCUUGAAAUGCAGGCCAUGUGUGAACUGUUCAACCGACCAAUAGAGGUCUACCAGUACAGUAUUGAACCAAUCAACACGUUUCACAGUGCCUACAAGACAGACAAUGAGCCAAUCAAGAUCAGCUACCAUGGUGGUGUUCACUACAACUCGGUCGUUGAUCCAUACAAAGCUACAAUUGGUGUUGGCUUGGGGCUGCCAGGACUGCAACCAGGACUUGCUGACAAGAACCAGAUGAAAGAUGCAGUGAAGAUGUCUGAGAACACCCAUAUAGAGAAGACAAUGCUGGAGGAUAAGAUUCGUGAAACAGACUGGGAGCUGACACAGGAGACCAUUGAGGAACAGGUGGCGCGGGAGUCAUAUCUUCAGUGGCUCAAGGAACAGGAGAAACAGGCUAACAGGCAGGGAGGGGCCCGUUCAGCCAGUGCCACAUGCAGCUCAUCCAGCGAGUACAGCCACAGCCUUUAUGAGUCGGCUGGCUCCCCCGAGACACGUGGGGGUGGACGGUCUCCACGAGUCCGUAGUGGACAGAACUCCACCCAGAACAGUCCCCAGAGGCUGGAUGGGGUGGACAACAGCCUGCCUCAUAUGGCCAGUCCCAACAUGCCUACUGCAGGCUGUUCCCAGUCUCCAAAGGUGGAGCAGUCCCUCUUGCCUAACAUAGCAGACAUUGAGGUGCCUGGCGCAGUCGGAGGAAGCUUUGAAGAAACUACUUCCAUCAUGAAUCAAAUCCCCCCUUCCAUGCUAGGGCUGUCGGAGUGGGACGAGGAUGACAUCCUGGCACAGGUGAUGGCUCAGUCCCAGCAGGAGUACCUGGAUAGUCUCAAGAAGCACAACACCCCAGCCAGCCAGUCCCCGAUCCUUCCCCCAUUGGAUGACAUCGCCAGCUGCAGCACGCCUGGUCUUAGUGAAUCCUUCCAUUACGACGACCCAAGCUAACACACGCCCACACCUGUAUCAUAAUAUAACCUAUUGUUAUACUCUAUCUCUCUAUAUAUACAUAACACAGAAGUACUCAGUGCUGGAGUGGUGGGGACAUUGGGUUUGAAACUGGGUAUUCUGUUGUGUAAUUUACAUAUUCCUUGUACCAAUGUUAGGGGUUGACGUCGAACUGAUGCAUUUAAAACCGCAAGAGUUAACUCUGUUCUUGACUCUGUGAAAGUAUCGGGGUGAAACUGCAGUGGAUUCUGCUCUGUAUGUGUUGUUCAACCUUAAGAUUUGUGCAUACAUGUAAAGAUGGAACUUUCUUACAUGUGAGCGUUAUCACACAUUAUAUGAACUGAUGCUGAUGUCAGUGUCAACCAGAGCAUUUGUCAUAACUGAAGGCUAUCUCUUUAUGUUCUUUUCUGUUACGAAGGUUUUUGUCAAGGUUUUCAGGUUUUUUUCUUCAGUUAUUAAGUUUGAUAAAUUUGCUCACCUAUGAUGAGAUUGGAUUGCAAUCCUGCUCAGUUCCAGGUAUACGGGGAUCUCUAAGGGUCAGCAGGUUAGUGUGGGAAUUGUUUGUACCCUACAAGAACAACUUAAAGUGUAAUGACAUGUUCCUGGCGGUGGGUAGUUCUGGCUGCUGCAGUGUUUGGAGCUUGUAUUUUGGGUACUGCAGUGUUUGGAGCUUGUACUGGAAGCAUGUAUUCCUGAUGGUUGUUUCUGAGUCCUAUUGUGUUUGGAGCUUGAACUGGGAGCAGGUAUUCCUGAUGGUUGUUCAGAAUGCUGCAGUGUUUGGAGCUUGUACUGGGAGCAUGUGUCCUUGAGGGUUGUUCUGAAUGCUUCAGUGUUUGGAGCUUGUGUUGGGGACAUGUGUUCCUGAUGGUUGUUCUGAAUGCUACAGUGUUUGGAGUGUGUAUCAGAGUGUGUGUUGACACAGUAGCAGUGUUUGGAGCUUGUAUUUGUAGGCAAGUUGUGUGGGCCACUUGCACAAAGAAAUCUAAGCGUUAAACUGUAGUAGGUCUACGUUAGAUGGUUACAAAGUUAAGCUGAAUUUACUUUGUUCAAGUGGGUCAAAAGAAUUGGAUCUGACUGCAGCAGUGUUUCGAGCUUGCAUUUGGAACAUUGGUUCCUGGUGGUUGGUUCAACUGCAACAGUGUAUGAAGCUUACAUGUCAAGCUAAUUUGAAGACUGCUCAAGCUCACCUGCCCUACUCUACAACUCACGUCAGCUCUUGCAGUACAACAUUCAUCACACUUACCCUCUAAUAUAUUUAUGUUAAGUUAAUUAACUUUAUGCAAUUGUUGUCUUUUUUUGUACGUUGUCAGUUAACUUUUCAUGCAAAUUUCUCAACAUAGUUAAUAUAAAGUGGCAAUUUCAAUGACUCAGUAUUUGCCCUUUUCAUGAGCUGAAAAGGUACCACAACCAGCCCACAUGGGAGAAAACAUUGAUUUGAUUUACGGAAAAGGAAAAAGUGAAUUUGAUUGUAGAAGAGUGUGUAUGGAACAGCCAUGAUAAACAGACAUAGCUUUUUCAGCCAUGUUAUUUUGGCCUGAAGUCAACAUCCCAAAACUGUGUUGUGAAAACCUAUAAAGUACAUAUUCAGGGUGGUUGUGUAUGUCCAUAGCCAAAAGGAGUCAAAACAACUUAAUGUUCGUCGACAGUCUGAAUUCUAAAAGCUAUGAAUGUCAUGUAUCCAUGGUUUUCAAAGCCUUAAUGUUGAGGGUCUCUCAUUUAUUGGACACAACUAUCCUGUCAGUUGGUACUUGUGUUGGUUAGAGUUUGUACAUUCUUACUGUCUCAAAAUAACUUUUGCAAGACAUAAUUUGUACUGCAUAAUCCAAAUUUUUCAGGAAUGGACAAGAUCUGUAACUAGAUUUGAUGUGUAGAGUUUCACCAAUCUGUGAGAAUUGAGUUGUCCUUGAGGUCACGGGUCAGUGGUCCUUGGGGUCACCAGUCCCUGAGCAUUGAGUGAUCCUUAGGGCUGCUUGUCAGUGAUCCUUGGAGUGACCAGCUGGAGAAAACUGAGAUGUCAUGUCCUUUUAGGUCACCUACAAAUUAAUGGGGAAGGUCAUGCCACUAAAUGGGUGAAAUAUUGUAGGAACUUAUGGGUCACCCGACCGUCAGUGGGUAUUGUAUAACCCGUUGUAUUCAACAGUCAGAGGGUAUUGUAUAACCCAUUGUAUUCACCAGUUAGUAGUCAUUAUAUGGCCCUGGGGUCAGAUGUCUAUAAACAAGUGGGCAGUGGACCCUGUCCUUGGUUUGUUAUAUCAUUCUACUUGGCUCAAGUUGAACUGCGAGGUCAGACCAUCAUCUGAUGCUUGUGUUUAGCAGGACUCCUGUGUAAGAAAUCUACACAUUCAUAAUUGAUCAUUCAUCCUCAGUUGUGAACAAACAUGGCUACUGCUAAUAAUCGCCAUAAAAUUUUGUAUUCUAUGCAUCCAAAAAGUGAUAUUGAUAAUUUUCUAAGAAAAACUUUUUAUUAUAUUUUUAUUUUAUUUCCAAAGAAAUGACUUAUUGAAAUAAAUAAACACUGUUCGCUAUACACCUUUAUAUAUGUUGAGGUUGUUAAUGUUUGUGUACAGGAUAUGAUUGUCUGAACUUUGUUAACCACAGAACCUAUUCAGAAGUGUAAGAUCACAUUGGUAUGCUCGUAUGUAGAGAUGAUUGUCAAAAUGUUGUUUUUUUAUAGAAUAUAUUCACUACGCACACAGACAAGGUCAUCUGAACUCAACUAAGGUCAAAGAUCUGUUCAUAAUACAUCCUAAUCAGGAAGCUUCACGUGAACUAGAGGUAGAGGGGUGCCUAGUCGUCGAAGGUGCUGCAAUUCACUGUGUAGUGUUGCAUCCUUUGGGCAUAUCAGAAACCUAAGGUCUUUGGUUCAGAUUCACCCUGAUCAUGUUUCUAGGUUUGUCAGCACCAUACCCUUGCUUGUGGGUUUCACCGAAGUGGUAAAAAUCGAAGACCUGUAUGAUUUUGGGAAUUCCAAAGCUGACUUGCCAUAUUUCUGAAAUACUGUUCAAAGCGACAAAAAACAACUCUCACUUACUCAUCUGACCUAACAAAGGUCCUUGUCACCGUUCAUCACACAUUAAGAAGCUUCAUCUGAACUCUCAAAUGUCCUUGAACAGUUCAUCACAUUGUCACUCAUCUUCUGAAUCAAUGUAGCACAGCUUACAGGCUAGCAUCUCACAGCUUAUUGCGCCAGAAGUUCUCCUACACCUUCUCACCUUGCAAUAGCAUGGAAAACUUACUGGCUGCCAGUGUGAUCUUUACUUCAUUGGUAUCAUGUCUCUUCACUGAAGAAGGUGAUCAUUUUGACAAUGUUUGUGAUGAUUGUUGCUUAGUCUCUUAAACAUCACUGAAAUGACUUUUACCCCCAAUGAAAUGAAAGCAUAUUCCUGUCUCUUAGGAUUCCGAAGGUGAUGUGUGCCUCCAACAUGGCCAUUGUUUAUCCUCUGGAUCAUAUGUAGUGAUCUAUGGAGGUCAUGCACACCUGGCAUUAACCAAUGGAAUUAAUGCACCAAAGCCCUUAGCCAAUCGGGCAGAUGCACAACAGGCAUGAGUUAGUCAGUGGAGGUGGACCAGGCUUUGGCCAGUGGAGAAGAGACACAGCUGGCAUUCACUAAGGCAAUAUCCAGUAAAAGAGAUGCUCCAGGGGCAUUAACCAAUGAAGAUGCACCAUGGGCUUGAGCCAAAAUGCAAAAUUUUAUUUCUGCUCUUGCUUAGAUGAUAGUUACACAAAUACAAAUAUAUGUGACAUGACAAGCAUGUGGGAUAUGACGGAGAAUUUUCUUAAGGUGGGUUCUGGAUGCAAAGCAGAAAAUUGUUGCACACUUUGAUUGGACGAAAAAUGGAUGUAUUUCUGUGCUGCGGCAACUAGAGGAAGCAUAUCACAAUGAUUGUCUACCCUUGUUCAUGGUCAAGGAGGCACAGCCGUUUAAGGUGAGGCAAUUUGCUGAGCAUACUUUCAUCCUGAAGUAGACAAGGAUCUGAUGAUCGUUGGUUUCAAUCCCGAUUUCUGACUGAUUAUGUUUCUACAUCAGCACCGUACCCAUACUUAGGGGUUUCACCAUAAUGGUUAUUGUUGAAACCUGCACCCAUCUGGGCUAUCAUCCCACAUUAAGCAUAUAUACAGUGAUAUAACUGAAAUACUGAGACCAAACUCACUCACUCUUUGUGGUCAUAGCUUCUGUCACUGUCACCUCAGUUCUACUUGCCUGGUCAUUUGUGUGCAUUGUGUGGCGGUUAAUUUCUGAUGGAGAUGGUGGAUGUGAUUGUGAUGAGAUUGAUUAUAAGGUGGAAUCAAACAAGUUGGACAGAAGUAGGACUCACGAGUAGGAGCAAGCAGGUUGUCUCAGCAGCCCGGGAUUUCUUCGUGUCUCAAGGUUGAAUAACUGUAGCAGCUAAAUCACAUUCUAGAAAACAUUUGUCUUCAUUUCAAGUGUUAUGUAUAAUUUCUGUCAAUUUUGAAGUGUUUUUCUGUAAUGUUUGUAUCUUAUAUUUAUAUGGAAUCUAAGGAUUUCCCAUGAGACACAUGGUACAAGUUUCUGUAAACAAAAGUCGACCAUUUGCAGUAGGUGUAUCUGUUUCACUUGUAUGUAUGGUGGGGUGUAGGUGGAUUUGAUUUUUAGUGUUUGAUUGUAAUUAUAGUUGAUUCAUGAAUGAUAUUUCCCGCUGAGCGAAUUAUCUAAGUUUCACAACUAUCAAAUAUAAGGAUAUUCUCUUUUUUUCAUAAAGGAUUAUUUUCCCAAUAAACUGUGAUUUUAUUUCAAAUGAGUGCUAUGCAUCAGAAAGAUGAUUAGUUUUAGUUUGCACACCAUGCCCACAGUUCAUCCUCCUUCUGAUAAGACUGUAGUCGUAGACCAGCUGAAGAUGUUUUACAUGACUUUGUGCCUAGCCAUAGUGCUAUAGGUGAAAUUUAAACCAAAGAAUGAACACCAGACAUAUCCAUGGAGGUGUCUGCAGGGUACCCAUUCUCACCAUGUUUCAAAACACAAAGCCAUUCCCUUCAAGGUGCAAGAUCAGGGCUGCUUUGGGUUUUUUAAAGCUAUGUGUGUGUUUUACAAAUUUUGAUAAACAUUCUACACACUAAAUGUUUUAACAAAUGCUUUUCACUGACAAGCAUGUUUAAUUUAAUGUGAAAUACACUUCGACAUCCAGAAUUAUGUCGCAGUCUUGCCCAAUGUUUGCAUGACUGACGAAGCCCUUCUCGUAUAGCCUGGUUUUCGCAGAAAAUGCAUAGUGUCAUAUUUAUGAUUUUCUAUUUGUUUAUGUGCAUAUUCUUACAGGAAAUUAUCCUUUGUCAAGGAGAAAACUUAUAUGAUUUAUAUUACCUAAAUUUGGAAAUUGAUCUUGCACCUAAAAGGAUCUCUGCCAUUGAUGGACUAACCAUAUGAUGGUUGACACUUGUCUGAGGAAGGGGGAUGUGACUUAGGGGAGACUUGCUUUGUUUUGUUGUUAUUUCCCUGUGACAAUUGGCAUGCAGCAGGUCAGCCAGGUGGAGUGAUGGCCCCUUGCUGGAGGAGGAGCCUGGUCUAUCUGUGGCCCAGGUGCCACUGCUUCCUGCCAUGCUGCUGCAUAUGGCAGGCAGUCUCUCACUGUCUAGGUCAACAUAGCCUUAGUUGCAAAUAAACAUUGACUUGCAAAUUA